GGGAGAGAAAGAGAGAGAGAGAGAGAGGCGCGAUUUGUUCACACGCGCGCACCCGUAAUGUUCCGUUGUUGCAAUCGUGCGGAACGAAAGGACGUACCCCUGCUCCCCGCGAAGAAAGCGCCGUUUCUUAGUUUGGACCCUCACUCGAAGCGUCAGAAGCGUGGCCGAGGUGGUUGCCAAGAUGUCCGUUGCCUCCUGGGUGAAAGUGUGCCAUCUCCUGGCGCUCUGCGUCACGCUAUCGUUCCGAUGCGGCCUUGCUGCUGUCUCCGACACUGCCGGAUCAGCACUCGGUGAUAACGACGCAUGCACGUACACAGUGGUUGAAACGAUGCCUGAAGGGCUGAACUUCUCUUCGGAAUGUCCGGAGCACCUUUCUACUUUCGACGCUUGGAGAGAGCUGAUAAAUGUGUCGACAUCGGAGAUAAAAAUUGCGUCUUUUUACUGGACCUUAUCGGAUAAUCUCACUGCUUAUCCCUCUUCUAGCCUGGGUGCUCAGAUUUACCAUGAUCUCCUGCAUGCCGGAGCAAACCGGUCAAUUGAUAUAAAAAUUACCCAGAACGCACCAAACAGAAAAUUUCCGAACAUUGACUCCCAGCUAUUGGAAGAAAAAGGGGCGGCCAAGGUGCGCAACCUCAAUCUAACACGACUUGGGCACCACGGAAUUCUGCAUUCCAAGUUCUGGACCGUGGAUGGCAGGCAUGCCUACAUCGGGAGCGCCAACAUGGACUGGAGGUCCCUCGCUCAGGCAAGUUCAGCUAUAGACCUUUUAACUCGCCAGCCAUUUCAACCUCCGUAA
Molecule: messenger RNA, 796 nt
Organism: Dermacentor silvarum
Lineage: Eukaryota; Metazoa; Arthropoda; Arachnida; Ixodida; Ixodidae
Product: 5'-3' exonuclease PLD3-like
Exons: 4
Coding region: 182-796 (204 amino acids)
Molecular function (GO): catalytic activity
Source: RefSeq, a predicted model, not a curated record